CGCAGUGAGGCUGGCUGCGCCGGGAAAGCCCUCCCCGGAGCUUACCUGCGAGGGCGGUCGGGAGGAGUCGGGCGGGAAGGUGGCCCCGGGGCUGGGGUGGAUGGGGUGGGGGCCGGGCAGGCCCUUGGGGAGGGGCCUGGCCCCGGCAGCCUGACUUCCGUGACACGGCCGACUCAGAAAGACAAAGUCCAUUUGGACAGAAGUGGGAGCAGAGCGAGAGGGGCCAUUUUGUGGUCAGAGGAAACGACUGGUCUGGGAGCCGGGUGUGCAGGGUCUAAGGAUAACUCUGGGGCCAGAUGGCCAUGACUGUCACAGAGGACCCUGAGAUUUCUGUACUCUGAGCAAUGUCAGAUGCCACCAAACUUGUCUGAGACCCUUACCCUAGAGGAUGGCCAAGGGGCUCCUGGUGACCUAUGCCCUCUGGGCUGUUGGGGGCCCUGCUGGGCUCCACCACCUGUACCUGGGAAGGGAUAGUCACGCCUUGCUCUGGAUGCUUACCCUGGGGGGUGGUGGGCUGGGCUGGCUUUGGGAGUUCUGGAAGCUUCCAAGCUUUGUAGCUCAGGCCAACAGAGCCCAGGGGCAGAGGCAGAGUCCAGGAGGGAGAACACCUCCUCUGAGUCCCAUGCGCUUUGCUGCCCAGUUGAUAGUGGGCAUCUAUUUUGGCCUCGUCGCUCUGAUUAGCCUUUCCUCCAUGACCAGCUUCUACCUUGUGGGCCUCCCCCUGGCAGUUGGCUUAGGGGUCCUGCUGGUGGCUGCUGUGGGCAAUCAGACCUCAGACUUUAAGAACACUCUAGGGGCAGCGUUUCUCACUUCCCCUAUGUUCUAUGGCCGCCCCAUAGCCAUCCUGCCCAUCAGCUUGGCCGCCAGCAUCACAGCCCAGAAGCACCGCCGCUACAAAGCUUCAGUGGAGGCCGAGACCCUCAGCGUGCGGCUCUACCGGCUGGGCUUGGCUUACUUGGCUUUCACCGGCCCCCUGGCAUACAGCGCCCUCUGCAAUACAGCCGCCACCCUCAGCUAUGUGGCAGAAGCCCUCGGCUCUGUCUUGAGUUGGUUCAGCUUCUUCCCCCUCCUUGGCCGGCUCAUGGAAACUGCCCUCCUUCUGCCUUACCGGAUCUGGAGGCUCCUGGUGGGGGAUCCUGUGUUCGGCAGCAGCUUCUUCCAGGAGUGGGAGAAGCUCUAUGAGUUUGUUCACAGUUUUCAGGAUGAGAAGCGUCAGCUGGCUUACCAGGUUUUGGGCCUCUCAGAAGGGGCGACAAAUGAAGAAAUACAUCAGAGUUACCGGGAGCUAGUGAAGGUCUGGCAUCCUGACCACAACAGGCACCAGAAGGAGGAAGCACAGAGGCACUUCCUGGAGAUCCAGGCUGCAUAUGAAGUCCUGAGUCAGCCUCGAAAGCCCAGGGGAUCCUGGAGGUGAGAAGACGCUUUCACCCGAGGGCAGACUCUCCCACCACAGUUGGGCAGCGUGGCCCAAGUCUAGCUUUGCUCACGUGAAAUAUCCCACCAACGUUAAUCUGUUUGAAGUGCCAAUGAGAAUGCCUUACAGAAGUGAGAAAGAUCAUGGUAGAAGAAUGUAUUUAUGUUCUGAAUUUCUCAGUUCUUAGCUAUUAUUUCUUGACUGUUUUCCCUUAAAACAGAGCGUGAAAGGCACUAUAUGAAAUCAAUAAAAUACAUCACCUUUCCACAUCCCUCGUA
Messenger RNA from Tupaia belangeri chinensis (Chinese tree shrew), 1692 nucleotides. RefSeq names its product DnaJ heat shock protein family (Hsp40) member C22 (gene DNAJC22). Bases 389 to 1414 code for a protein of 341 amino acids. NCBI's taxonomy places the organism in Eukaryota, Metazoa, Chordata, Mammalia, Scandentia, Tupaiidae. The transcript has 3 exons. The record is from RefSeq and is a predicted model, not a curated record. Gene Ontology annotation, cellular component: membrane.